Molecule: messenger RNA, 618 nt
Organism: Apaloderma vittatum (bar-tailed trogon)
Lineage: Eukaryota; Metazoa; Chordata; Aves; Trogoniformes; Trogonidae
Gene: RPP25
Product: ribonuclease P/MRP 25kDa subunit
Biological process (GO): tRNA 5'-leader removal
Cellular component (GO): ribonuclease MRP complex
Molecular function (GO): RNA binding
Source: RefSeq, a predicted model, not a curated record
AUGGCUGCUGAAGGAGAGAAAGCCAAGCCCGUCACCCCGUCCAGGAUGGAAAACUUCCGAAAGGUGAGGACGUCAGAGGAGGAAAGCCCAUUGCCCUUCCCCAACCUGCCCCCAGACGUGGUGGAGAUGAAAGUGAAGGAGGGCAGCAAGAUCAGGAACCUGAUGAACUUUGCUAUGGCCCAGAUGGAGCUGAAGGGCAGCCGGCAGAUCGUCUUCAGUGGCAGCGGCAGAGCGGUCACCAAGACCAUCACCUGCGUGGAGAUCAUGAAGCGGAAGCUGGGAGGUCUUCACCAGGUCACCAAGGUACGCUACAAAACCUUGCUGGAGGUCUGGGAGAACCAGGACCCGCUGCCCGGUGGCCCAGCACACUGCAUCCUGCUCUCCCGAGACCCUCUGGAUCCCAACCAGACAGGCUACCAGCCCCCGGAGCCCCGGCAUGGGCAAGAGAUGCAGCUCGGUGAGGCAGGAGAAGACAUGUCAGGCUCCUCUGUCAAGGGGCUGAAGCGGCCCCUGCCACCCCCCCGUGAGGAGCUGCAGACCAAGAAGUUGCAGGUACAGGUACCCGAAAGCCCAACGGGCUCGGGGACCACCGACCACCAGCUGGCCCACCACCACUGA